GCUGGAUCUGGCCGUUCCCGACCCCGGCCUGGCCGUUCCGGAGCCGCUGCCGUGGCCCAACCUGGGCAAGAGCGACGAGCCGUGCCCGCUGGAGGAGCUGCUGCUGCCGCCGGGCAGCGCCGAGGGCCGCAGCGAGGAGAAGGCGCUGCUGGAGCAGCUGGUGACGUUCCUGAGCGGCCGGGACGAGACCGAGCUGGCCGAGAUCGACCGCGCCCUCGGCAUCGACAAACUCGUGCAGGGCGGCGGCCUGGACGCUGCCGGCGACGCUUCCCGCCCCACGCCGCCCCGCCGCCGCCCGCGCUGCUGCUGGAGCCCAAACCCGGAAUGUUCUCCCAGCCCUUCCCUCCUUCAUCAUCCUCCUCAUCACCAUCCUCAUCAUCAUCAUCCUCGGCGUUCCCGGCCAUGCUGAGGCCCAAGGGGCCCUUCGGAGCCGUGCCCGUGGCUGCGCCUCCUCCUCCUCCUCCUCCUCCUCCUCCGGCUGCUGCUGCUGCGGCUGCGCGUGGAACGUUCCAGAACAGCGCCGGCGCGGCCGCGCUGGGCAUGGCCCGGCCGGGGCUGGGCCGCCCCCCGAGCGCCCCCAACCAGCUGAGGCUGCAGCUGCAGCAGCGCCUGCAGGGCCAGCAGCAGUUGCUGCAGCAGAACCGCCAGGCGGCGCUGCUGGGUCACUUCGGGCCGCCCGUGGGGCUCUCGCUGCGCGCCGGGAUCCCGCAGCAGCAGCAGCCGCAGCCGCAGUUCUCAGCCGAGCUGGAGCAGCUGGAUCAGCUCCUCCCUUCCCUGGAGAAAGCCGGGAUCUCGGCGACUCGGGCGCCCGGGGCACCCGAGCCCCCCCCAGGGCUGCCUGAGCUGGAUCUGGCCGUUCCCGACCCGGCCUGGCCGUUCGGAGCGCUGCCGUGGCCCAACCUGGGCAAGAGCGACGGCAGUGAGUGA
Messenger RNA from Camarhynchus parvulus, 927 nucleotides. Its product is annotated as nuclear receptor coactivator 1-like. The transcript is spliced from 6 exons. Gene Ontology annotation, biological process: positive regulation of transcription by RNA polymerase II; cellular response to hormone stimulus. NCBI's taxonomy places the organism in Eukaryota, Metazoa, Chordata, Aves, Passeriformes, Thraupidae. Gene Ontology annotation, molecular function: nuclear receptor binding. Bases 325 to 927 code for a protein of 200 amino acids. Gene Ontology annotation, cellular component: nucleus. The record is from RefSeq and is a predicted model, not a curated record.